This is a messenger RNA of Heterostelium album PN500, 1395 nucleotides long. RefSeq names its product cytochrome P450 family protein (gene CYP519E1). Lineage: Eukaryota; Evosea; Eumycetozoa; Acytosteliales; Acytosteliaceae. The coding region runs from base 1 to 1395 and encodes 464 amino acids. Gene Ontology annotation, molecular function: heme binding; oxidoreductase activity, acting on paired donors, with incorporation or reduction of molecular oxygen; monooxygenase activity. The transcript is spliced from 5 exons. The record is from RefSeq and is a predicted model, not a curated record.
AUGUAUUUGUUUCUAUUAAUCAAAAUUUUAUUUGUGGUUUAUUGUUUUUAUUCAUAUGUAUCAAAAUUGCGAAAGUUCUCUGAUCAUGACCCUAAAGGACCAUCAGUUUUACCAGUGUUAGGUAAUCUUCACCAACUAGGUAAAUCUCCACAUAUCACUUUGAUGAAUAUGACUAAAACCUACGGUGAUGUAUUUAAGUUUUGGAUGGGUGAUGUAAGUAUAAAAUUCAAAACCCAACAUUUGCAAUCGCUAGCAAUCACUAUCAAAACUUUGGUGAGUGCCAGAGAUGAGCGUUGGUAUCACAAUCGUAAGUUGGUUGCAAAUUCAUUCACAAAAACAAAACUACGUUCCACAGUCGCAGUUAUGGAGAAACAAUCUGAGCUCUUUAUUUCAAUGAUGUCACAGUUUCAAAAAUCAGGUGAACCCUUUUCACCAAUGAAAUAUUGCAAGAAAUAUGCAUUGAAUAUUAUCUUUAGUAUUGUAUUUGCCGAUGAGAUUCCAUACGAGGAGGGUGUUGAUGAAGGUAGAUUAGGAAUGUUGGUUGGUUGGAUCGACCAAAUAUUUAAAGUCGGUGGUGCUGGCUCAUUAUUUGAUUACAUAACCAUUAUUCAACCAUUGUUUUACGGUUUCAAGAAAUUCGUUAUUGGAACUGAAAUGGAUCCAGUUUACAACUUUGUAGCAAAGAUUUAUGAUGAACAUUUUGAAACAUUAGAUAGAAACAAUCCACGUGAUUUAUUAGAUGUUUUAAUUAUUGAUUCAGAAGGUAAAGAUAGACAUGGUGUAAUUGCAGUAUCAAUUGACUUUUUACUUGCUGGAACAGAUACUAGUGCAACUACAAUCGAAUGGUUCCUUUUGUUCAUGGCUAAUAAUCCAGAUGUUCAAGAAAAGAUUGGAAAGGAAUUGAAAGAGGUUGUUGGUGUAAAUGGAAAUGUUACUUUGGCCAACAGGAAUAACACUCCAUAUCUGGUUGCAGCCAUCAAAGAAACACUGAGAGUAAGACCUGUCGGACCAUUUGGAUUACCACGUCAAACCAGAGAAUCAAUACUAUUGAACGAUCAAGUAUUCAUUCCAAAAGGUGCUCAGAUUCUUAUCAAUUUCUAUGGAUUAGCACAUUCAGAGAAGCAUUGGAGCGAACCAGAGAAGUUCCAACCAGAACGUUUCAUGGGAGCAUCAAACGAAGAAAAACAUGCUGACUUUUACCUACCAUUCAGUGCAGGACCACGUAAUUGCGUAGGAAUGAACUUGGCCAACGAUGAACUUUACCUUGCAAUUUCCAAUAUCAUGUCAAAUUUUGUAGUCUCUUCAUUCGACGGUAAACCAAUUUAUGAUGUCGAAGAAUAUGGAUUGACAAUUAAACCUCAACCAUUUUUAUUAAAAUUAGAUAAAAGAAUUUAA